This is a messenger RNA of Parastagonospora nodorum SN15, 966 nucleotides long. RefSeq lists its product as hypothetical. Gene Ontology annotation, biological process: lipid storage; lipid droplet organization; phospholipid biosynthetic process. Bases 1 to 966 code for a protein of 321 amino acids. NCBI's taxonomy places the organism in Eukaryota, Fungi, Ascomycota, Dothideomycetes, Pleosporales, Phaeosphaeriaceae. The transcript has a single exon. Gene Ontology annotation, cellular component: endoplasmic reticulum membrane. The record is from RefSeq and is a predicted model, not a curated record.
AUGUCAACCCGCCGCAAACCCGUCGACGACCCCGUCCCUACAAUGCCAUCCAGCACCCAGCCGCCCCUCUCCUCAACUCGCCGCUCACCUUUCCUCCCCACCCGCCUCGAAGCCCAGUUAAUCUCCAUCUACCCGCUCACCCUGCUCCUCGGCAGCAUCUUCAGCACGCUCUCGCCCACCUCCCGCAGCGCGCCCUACUCCGCCGAUUCGCAAUCCCACCUCCCCGAAUUCGCGCCCUCCUACUUCGCGCAGAAGAAAAAUGUCUUCAACGUAUAUUUCGUCAAGGUCGGGUGGUUCUGGACGACGCUCGCAUUCGGCGUGUUCGUGGGCUUUCACCCGGGCUUCGGUGCAGGCAUAAGUAGGCGGAGGGUCGCUGCGAUCAUCAGAUAUGUGGUCAUCACGGGCUGGUGGGUGGCGGUUACGCAGUGGUUCUUUGGUCCGCCGUUGAUCGAUACCAUGUUUCGGUUUACGGGCGGGCAGUGCGAGAGACUGAGGGAUCCCGCGGAGAGGAUGGAUAUGAGCGAUACGAGGGAGUUCAUUACUGCGGCGACAUGUAAGGCUGUGGGCGGGACGUGGAAGGGUGGACACGACAUUUCGGGACACGUCUUUUUGCUGAUUCUCGGGAGUUCGCUGCUCUGGCUCGAAUUCCUACCCGCGCUCACAAGGGUCGAGGGUCUCCGUGACGGCCGGUUGAUCACGCUGGCAGAUGGCAAGACGGCGAGUGUGGCAGUGGAGAAAGAGAGGGUGAAGGUUGAGGGCGAUGCGACGGCGAGGGGCGUCAAGUUUGCACUCGGCGUGGCGGGCCUCAUGUGGUGGAUGCUGCUGAUGACGGCGGCAUAUUUUCACACGUGGUUUGAGAAGUUCACAGGGCUUGCGGUGGCGUUUACAGGGUUAUGGGUUGGUGUACUUUAUGCCCAGGGGGGGUGGCGGCGGUCAAGGCCGGUAUUAGGCAUGCCGGGUGUUUGA